GCACCAGCCGUGGGAGGAUGGAGGAGACCUGAGGAGGGGUCGACACAGUCAGUCUACAGGAGCCGGGCUGAUACUGCUGCAUGCGUUUGGCUGUAGAUCUGUGCUUGGAUACAGUCCAGCUGUACACACACGUGUUCCCUGAGAAAACUAUGCUAUGAAGCAUGGACCUUUGACAGAAAUGCCUUGCUGCAUGGCCUUGAAACAGGACUGGUUCCCCCCACCUAAGGCUGUAUGGUAAUAAAUGUAUGUAGACGUGAUCUAGAGUAAAGCAGAGAAGGAUUCAAGAUCCAUUUCAUCUGUCAUUUUCUUUAUGUAUCCGCAUACAUAAAAACAUUCUGAUUGCACUUGUCACUGAAGUAGAACAAAAUGCAAAGUUUAAGCACCAACUUGGCACUGGACCCCACUGCUUUCCCACCUCUGUUUGCACCAAUGGAGUUACCCUAAUGUUUACAAAUUGGGAUCGAUCCUGCACCUUCUCCCUCAACUCUCAGGCUUGAUUCCCACCUUCUCACAUGUUCAGUAUUUUGUAAUUCAGCUGUAAUUCAUCUUGAGGAUUUCAAAUUCUCAAUCCAGAGCUGAAAGGUUACCAGUGGAUUACCCUCCAGCAGAAAUCAUAGCUAUUUGCGAACAUUUUUGCACAGAAAGCUAAGCUGUGGCUGUAGAACUAGUCAUGAGUACCGGCGAGCUGCAUCAUCUUGACUAUCUUAAUGAAAAUGAACUGAUGGAGAUGGAUACGUUCAUUCAUCGCAUUGACUCUACUGAGGUCAUCUACCAGCCCCGGAGAAAGAGAGCUAAGCUGAUAGGAAAGUACUUGAUGGGGGACCUGCUGGGGGAAGGAUCUUAUGGCAAAGUGAAGGAGAUGCUGGACUCAGAGACUCUUUGUCGCAGGGCUGUCAAAAUAUUGAAGAAGAAGAAGCUGAGGCGGAUUCCCAAUGGAGAAGCCAAUGUGAAAAAGGAGAUUCAGCUGCUAAGAAGACUCCAACACAAGAAUGUGAUUCAAUUGGUGGAUGUGCUCUAUAAUGAAGAGAAGCAGAAAAUGUAUAUGGUGAUGGAGUAUUGCGUUUGUGGGAUGCAAGAAAUGCUGGACAGCGUCCCAGAAAAAAGGUUUCCAGUAUUUCAAGCUCACGGGUAUUUUUGCCAACUUUUAGAUGGCCUUGAAUAUUUGCACAGCCAGGGAAUAGUUCACAAAGACAUUAAACCAGGGAAUCUGCUGCUGACCACAGACGGGGCACUUAAAAUCUCCGACCUUGGAGUAGCAGAGGCCCUUCACCCAUUUGCAGAGGAUGACACAUGUCGCACCAGUCAGGGCUCUCCGGCCUUCCAGCCUCCAGAGAUCGCCAACGGACUGGACACCUUUUCAGGGUUCAAAGUGGACAUUUGGUCUGCUGGGGUAACACUAUACAACAUUACGACUAGUCUGUAUCCAUUUGAGGGAGACAACAUCUAUAAGCUAUUUGAGAACAUUGGAAAAGGUGACUUCACAAUUCCUGAGGACUGUGGACCCCUCCUGUCGGACCUGCUGCAAGGAAUGCUCGAGUACGACCCUGCAAAGAGGUUUUCCAUACAGAACAUAAGGCAACACAACUGGGUGCGUAAGAAACACCCUCCGUCUGAGCCCCCUGUGCCCAUCCCAGCCAGUGCAGAGAGCAGGGAUCCCUGGCGGAGUAUGACGGUGGUGCCCUACCUGGAGGAUCUGCACGGCUACACAGAGGAGGAUGAUGACGAUCUGUACGACGGAGAGGAUGAGAUCAUCUACACUCAGGACUUCACAGUGCCAGGACAAGUGGCCGAAGAAGAUCUGGAUCAAGGGCACGCAGAUCACAGUCCACCUCUAGCCAAGCCAGUUUGUGUGAACGGCACAGAGGGGGGAGGUCUGAACAGCAAGGCCAAAGCCGAGCGUCGAUCCUCGUCUUCAUCCAACCCCUCGCGUAAAGGAGUCUCCACAGCCAGCAAGAUCCGCAAGCUCUCCACCUGCAAACAGCAAUGACCUCCUCCCCUCCCUCCCUCCCUCGGCAACAUCCCACCUGGUUGAUAUAUCCCCGUCCUUCUGUGUCCAGAGUUCACACAGUUGUGAGAGAAACCUGCUGACGUAAUGCCCCUGUACCUCCUUAGACCGCUGGCCUGCAGAGUCUUAUGAAGAGGCACUAUAAGUGACUGGGAGGAGGAGGACAGCAUGAAAUGUUCUUUUUGCUCUGAGACUGAGGCACUGGCUGUGAAGAUGUUUUUUUUUUCUCUCUCUCCCAUACUUCGGCUACUUUCAACUCCUCUGUCAUCCAGUUCUAUAUGCUAGUCCCCCUCUUCAUCUUCUUAGGAGAGUGAAGUGUUGCACAGGACUUUAAAGACACCAUCACCCAUGUACCCCACCCAUCCACGAUCCCCCUCUCCCCCAUCUUCUGUUUCUUUGACUUUUGUUUGACGGUAUCCUUAUGGGCAGUUUUAAAGACACAUUGUGAUGUGUACAAAAUUAAAGAGGAAAAAAAGAUGACGAAUGCUAUGAAUAAUUCUAUAUUUAGAUCUGUGAUGAGAAUACUUACGAGAGUACUCUACUACCACCAAACCUAAAAAAAACUGCAUGCUGUACAGAGCUGGAAGAAAGGGAGAGUACUUGGUUUGUGAACGGACUGACAGACUGAACCUUGAGAUCCACCUCCUCUGACCUGUUGGGGAUUUUUGAUUUCCAUUUAAGGUUUUUCUUUUUGUCUUUUUUCUUUUCCAAUGAAUAUUUUUUAAUUAUUAUUUAUAAAAAAAAGAUGUCCCAAACAGGA
Molecule: messenger RNA, 2765 nt
Organism: Labrus mixtus (cuckoo wrasse)
Lineage: Eukaryota; Metazoa; Chordata; Actinopteri; Labriformes; Labridae
Gene: stk11
Product: serine/threonine kinase 11
Exons: 10
Coding region: 671-1987 (438 amino acids)
Biological process (GO): protein phosphorylation; glucose homeostasis; regulation of cell growth
Cellular component (GO): cytoplasm
Molecular function (GO): protein kinase activator activity; ATP binding; protein serine/threonine kinase activity
Source: RefSeq, a predicted model, not a curated record